AUGUGCGGCAAUCAGAACGAGGUGGUACGGAAGCAUGUCUCGGGCCAGUCUAAUAGGCCCAUGUCGGCGCCUGCUCACGCUCUCGAAAUCGAACAGAUCGUAAAAGAGCUCAAAGCAGAUGUUGAAGUUGGUCUGUCCGACGAAGAGGCACAGGCGCGACUGGAGGAGCACGGUCGCAAUGAGUUUGGCGUAGAAAAGGGUGUGCAGCCUGUGAGAAUCUUCAUCGGCCAAAUCGCCAAUGCUUUGACCUUGGUCCUGAUUUUGGCCAUGGCUGCAUCGUUUGGCAUCCAGUCUUGGAUCGAGGGUGGCGUCAUUUCUGCCGUCAUCAUUCUUAAUAUUGUAGUUGGCUUUUUCCAGGAGCUCAAGGCGGCGAAGACCAUGAACUCCCUGCGUUCUCUUAGUUCUCCUACUGCCCAAGCAAUCCGCAACGGCAACAAUGCGACCAUUGUCACGGCCGAGAUCGUGCCUGGAGAUGUGGUCGAUCUCAAGACUGGUGACACUAUUCCGGCAGACAUCCGCCUGGUUGAGGCCAUCAACUUCGAGACCGAUGAAGCCCUCCUCACUGGCGAGUCCAUUCCUGUGCGCAAGGAAACGGCUCCAACUUACCCAGAAGACACAGGUCCGGGUGAUCGUCUCAACGUCGCAUACAGCUCCUCGACCGUGACCAAGGGCCGAGCUCGGGGUGUCGUUUUUGCCACUGGUCUGUACACCGAGAUUGGUCAGAUAGCUGCUGCCCUACGGGAUAAGGUGUCCCGUCGUCGCCAGCCCAAAAAACGCGAGGAUGGUACAACUACCUUUGGUCUCUGGCUUCAGGCUUGGACUUUGACCUUUUCCGAUGCUGUUGGACGCUUUCUCGGUGUGAAUGUCGGCACCCCACUCCAAAAGAAGCUCUCUAAGCUGGCUUUGUUGCUUCUCGGCACGGCUGUGGUUUGUGCCGUUAUCGUACUUGGUGCAAACAAGUUCGACACCAAACAGGAAGUCAUCAUCUACGCCGUUGCUACCGGCCUUUCCAUGAUCCCCGCCUCCUUGAUUGUGGUGUUGACAAUUACCAUGGCAGCUGGCACGAAGCGCAUGGUUCAGCGUCAUGUUAUUGUCCGCAACCUUAAGAGCCUCGAGGCACUUGGUGCGGUUUCUAAUAUCUGCUCGGACAAAACGGGUACGCUCACCCAAGGUAACAUGAUCGUUAAGAAGGCAUGGGUCCCUGGCCGCGGUACCUAUUCGGUUCGUACAACUAGCGAACCUCUGAACCCUACUGUUGGCAAGCUUUGCCUUAAGAACGCCCAGCCAAAAGACAUUGACUUUCGUGGUGCCGGUACCGAUGGUGAGCCCAUCGAUGGCCACCAAGUUGUCGGCACAGAUCCCACUCUCAGGGAGUAUCUCAAUGUUGCCUCACUUGCCAAUCUCGCCUCUGUGAACCAAGUUAAUGGCGAAUGGCACGGACGAGGUGAUCCUACUGAGAUUGCAAUCCAGGUAUUUUCGUCCCGCUUUAAUUGGAACCGACUCCGUCUGUCAACAGGAGAUGGUGCUGAGUGGCACCGAAAGGCUGAGUUUCCAUUUGACUCAGAUGUGAAGAAGAUGUCUGUCAUUUUUGUGAACAUGGCGACACAGAGGCAGUGGCUAUUUACUAAAGGUGCCGUGGAGCGAGUUCUCACGUGCUGCUCCAGUUACGCCGUCGGCGAUGAAACCAAAACCUUAUCUGAAGAUGUCAGGGUCGAUAUUCUCAACAACAUGGAAGCCAUGGCCCGUCUUGGUCUUCGUGUCCUUGCAUUCGCUAGCAAGACAAACAUGUGUCAUAUCAAGGAGAAUGAAGCCGAAUUCGAGAGGGGAAGCUUUGAAAUAGAUCUCACGUUUCGUGGCCUAAUUGGUCUUUACGACCCUCCCCGUCCUGAAUCUGCUCCCUCUGUUCGGAUGUGUCAUGAGGCCGGAAUCAGUGUCCACAUGUUAACUGGUGACCACCCAGAAACUGCACGUGCUAUAGCUCUCGAGGUAGGCAUCUUGCCGUCGAGAAUAGACAAUGUUGCCACCAACGUUGCCAAGACCAUGGUCAUGGCCGCGUCUGAUUUUGACAAACUAACGGACCAGGAAAUUGACAAGCUCCCUCUUCUCCCACUUGUCGUCGCUCGCUGCGCGCCGCAGACUAAGGUUCGCAUGAUUGAAGCUCUCCACCGUCGAAAGGCGUUUGUCGCCAUGACUGGUGACGGAGUCAACGACUCGCCUAGCUUGAAACGUGCUGAUGUCGGCAUCGCCAUGGGACAAGCCGGCUCCGAUGUUGCUAAGGAGGCUUCAGACAUCGUGCUAACUGAUGACAACUUUGCCUCUAUCCUCAACGCUGUAGAGGAAGGCCGCCGUAUGUUUGACAACAUCCAAAAGUUCAUCCUGCACGUCUUGGCCGAAAAUAUUGCCCAGGCUUGCACACUGUUAAUUGGUCUCGCAUUCAAAGACAGCCGCGGCAUCUCAGUAUUUCCGUUGGCGCCGGUUGAAAUCCUUUGGAUCAUCAUGGUCACCUCUGGCAUGCCUGACAUGGGACUUGGCUUCGAGAUUGCUGCGCCGGAUAUCAUGCAGCGUCCGCCUCAAAAUUUGAAACAAGGUGUCUUCACACCGGAGCUUCUCCUCGACAUGGUUGUCUACGGCCUGUGGAUGUCCGCACUCUGCCUGGCUUCUUUUGUUUUGGUUCUCUACGGCUUCGGAAACGGUGCUGCAGACAUUGGCGACAAUUGUAACAACGAAUACUCUGCAGACUGUGAGGUCGUCUUCCGCGCUCGGGCCACGACGUUUGCAUGUCUCACCUGGUUCGCGCUCUUUCUAGCGUGGGAGAUGGUCAACAUGCGCCGUUCCUUCUUCCGCAUGCAGCCCAAGAGCAAGAAGUACUUUACGCAGUGGACUGUUGACGUCUGGCGCAACAAGUUCCUGUUCUGGGCCAUUGUCGCCGGCUUUGUCACUACGUUCCCUCUCAUCUAUAUUCCCAAGCUCAACACAGUCGUCUUCAAGCACGCCGGUAUCAGUUGGGAGUGGGGCAUUGUCUUCAUUGAGGCUGCGCUCUUCUUCUUAGGCAUUGAAGGGUGGAAGUGGGUGAAGCGGGUCUACUUCCGCCACCAGGCGAAGGAGGGCGGCAAUUUCAAGUCGGACCUCGAGGCACGCGUCUUUAGAUACUAUUUCGGCGCCGGCAGCGCCAGCAGCGACGAAGUUAUAGGUACCAACGUGGACAACGAAAUCACGACAUCCGAGAAGAAGAUCUGCACCAGCAGCAACGGUGUCGGCGAAAGCGAGAAGGGGCAAUGA
Molecule: messenger RNA, 3279 nt
Organism: Metarhizium brunneum ARSEF 3297
Lineage: Eukaryota; Fungi; Ascomycota; Sordariomycetes; Hypocreales; Clavicipitaceae
Gene: ENA2
Product: Sodium transport ATPase 2
Biological process (GO): potassium ion transport; sodium ion transport; monoatomic ion transmembrane transport
Cellular component (GO): plasma membrane
Molecular function (GO): P-type sodium transporter activity; ATP hydrolysis activity; ATP binding
Source: RefSeq, a predicted model, not a curated record